UGGAAACUGGUCAUCAACUAGUACGAGUCAUCUCUUCUCCGAGGGAAACAACAGCAGUCCCGCACAAGACUGGAAAUAUUUGUCAUUUUAUUUGCAGGUCUGACCCUAAGAGGACAAGAUGGAUGCUUUUAAAUGGCCCCUCUUCUUUGUGUGGCUUCUCUUUAAAGUUGUUCAAACUGAAGCCUCGUCCUGGACCAUUCAGGUGCCAUCCUCAGUUAAAGGUCUCCCUGGAUCCUGUGUGGUGAUUCCCUGCACAUUUAACUACCCAGAUCCAGACAAGGUGGUCACUAAAUUCACUGGGAUUUGGACUGAUGCAACGAGUCACGUCAUCUAUCACCCAGUUGAGUCUAAAAUCAUGCAGCAGUAUCGGAGUCGGACGGAGCUGCUGGGAGACGUCACACAGAGGAACUGUUCACUGAAGAUUGAUCCCCUUCAACAAACUGACCAAGGGCCAUUUUAUUUCAGGAUUGAAAUUGCAGAUUACAACAAUUUUUCUUUCAAAGAGAACAGAGUCUCUAUUUCAAUGACUGGUAAACUAAACAUGGCUGUCUCUGUGAAAGAGGAAGUAGUGGAGGGCCAGACUGAGGUGGCUUCCUGCUCUGUGUUUCCCUCCUGCCCCACCUCUCCUCCUGUCUUCAACUGGAGUCACUCUGGAGAGCAGAUCCAAUCACCGCAGUUUGACGAUGGCCAGUGGAAAGUAACAGCUAAUCUGACCUUUCGCCCUACCUAUGCUGACCACAACAAGCCUUUACUCUGCACCGUAACAUACAAGGGAGGGAGGAAACAGGAGGCAGCCAAGGUCCUCAAAGUAAAGCACGCCCCAGUGAAUGUGAAGGUUGAGUACAAGGCAGAUGUAAAGGAGGGAGAGGCUGUGCAGCUGAAAUGCUCCAGUGAUGCUCAUCCUCCUGCCAGCAGCUAUGAGUGGCAUAAUGAAAAAGGUGCUCAGCUGCAUCGGGGAAACCACUACAUGUUGCCAAAUGUGUCCAGACACGUAGGUGCAUUGUACUGUACUGCCAUCAACACAGAAGGACGAGGCAAGUCGAGCCCUGUGCAGCUCAGUGUGUUAUAUGCCCCUGAGAUUAAGACCGUCUCGUCCUGCUCCUCAGAGGGGGGUAUGGUAAAGUGUAUGUGCAUUGUGGAGUCCAAGCCUCCCUGCACGCUCCAUUUUGUACUUUCGGACAGAGUCCUGCCAGGAACCAAGGUAGAGAAACAUGGCUCUGUUACCAUUGGGACUCUGCAGGGAGAGUUUGGAUCCUCUGAGUUCGUCCUCUGUCUGGCAAACAACACUGAGGGCAAUGCCAAACUCACACUCUCUUUACCCGUCACCGGUAAGAUGCAGAAUCUCUAUAUUGCCAUCACCAUUGGAGCAGUGGUGGCUUUGGUGAUAGUUUUAGUAGCAGUGGGGUUUGUCAUAAAAUGUAGGGGGAAAUCUGGAGAUAUGCCAGCACAACAUUUAAGUGCCAUGACAGCAGCUGAAGAGAUCUCUCAGUACGCUACAACAAAAAGAAAAGAGAUGGACUAUGAUGACAUACAUAUCCCUGGAUAUCAUGACAAUGAUCAUGUAUAUGGCAACAUGGAGACUGACUGGGAUGAUGCUAUAUACGCCAAUAUGUAACAUGGUUGAAUUCACUGGAAGUGUGGCUGAAGUCUCUCUGCGUGUUGUCCAGAUGAUGUGGAUCAAGAAAUUUGUAAAAAAAAAAAAAAAAAAGAAACACUGAAUUAGUGCUAUUUUAUGUGGAUAUUACAUAAAAACAUUUUUCUGUAUCCUGCAAUUCACAUAUUACAUAAUGGGUUCAUGUCGUCAAGUAACUUUGUGAAUAAUGUGCUCGUGUUUGCAGUCAGUUUCUCUUGUCCAGAACUUUUCCUGUCUGCUUGUCUGAUCAACAAUAAUACUGUGUGUAUAGGACUAUAACAAUGCUGCUUAUUGUGACAAAUCACUAUUAAACUACUUUCAUAAUUUA
Seriola dumerili (greater amberjack) is the source of this 1961-nucleotide messenger RNA. Its product is annotated as sialoadhesin-like. NCBI's taxonomy places the organism in Eukaryota, Metazoa, Chordata, Actinopteri, Carangiformes, Carangidae. The transcript is spliced from 9 exons. The coding region runs from base 119 to 1615 and encodes 498 amino acids. The record is from RefSeq and is a predicted model, not a curated record.